AUGGGCAAGAUUGCAUCCAUGGAGUACUUCCGCGUCCCCCCGCGCUGGCUUUUCGUCAAGAUUACCGACGACGCCGGCAACACAGGCUGGGGCGAGGCCACCCUCGAGGGCCACACACAGGCCGUCGAGGGCUGUCUGGACGCCUGGUUCGACCGGUACAUUGGCUUCGAGGCCGAUGACAUCGAGCACAUCUGGCAAAUGUGCUGGCGGACGUCCUUUUACAGGGGUGGGCCUGUGUUCAUGAGCGCUUUGGCUGGUAUUGAUAUUGCGCUGUGGGAUCUGAAGGCUCGCAAACUUGGUGUGCCCAUUUAUCAGCUGCUGGGGGGCAAGGUCCGUGACAAGCUCAGAGUAUAUGCUUGGAUCGGAGGUAAUCGUCCAAGUAAUGUGGCAGAGGAAGUAAAAGCAAGAAAGAGCCAAGGCUUCAACUGCAUCAAGAUGAACGGAACUGAAGACUUAGGCUGGCUGGACUCCCCCUCCGCCCUAGACGCCUGCGUCGAAAGAGUCAAAGCAGUGCGAGACCUAGGCCUGGACGCCGGCGUCGACUUCCACGGCCGCGUGCACAAGCCCAUGGCCAAACAACUCGUCAAGCUCCUCGAGCCGCACCAGCCUUUAUUCGUCGAGGAGCCGCUGCUCUCCGAGCACCUCGCGGGCAUCAAGACCCUGGCCGACCAGACCAGCGUGCCCAUCGCCCUGGGCGAGCGCCUCCACAGCAGGUGGGACGUGAAGCCCUUUCUCGAGGCCGGGUGCGUCGACAUCCUGCAGCCGGACAUCUCGCACGUCGGGGGCAUCUCGGAGCUGAAGCGCAUCGCGGCCAUGGCGGAGGCGUACGAUGUCGCCCUGGCGCCGCACUGUCCCCUGGGCCCCAUCGCCCUGGCUGCGAACUGCCAGGUGGAUCUGACCUGCCCCAACUUCGCCAUCCAGGAGAUGAGCCUAGGGAUUCAUUACAAUGCCGGGGCGCAGGACCUGACGAGCUAUACCAAGAACCCCGAGGUGUGGAAUGUCAAGGAUGGGUAUAUCGAGAUGCUGACGGGGCCUGGCCUGGGCAUCGAGGUGGACGAAGAGCAGGUGAGGGCCUUGUCCAAGGGCGCUGCGGCGUGGGUGAGCCCCGGUUUUAUUGGGCCAGGUGGGGAGAUUCGGGAGUGGUGA
Molecule: messenger RNA, 1146 nt
Organism: Cryphonectria parasitica EP155
Lineage: Eukaryota; Fungi; Ascomycota; Sordariomycetes; Diaporthales; Cryphonectriaceae
Product: enolase C-terminal domain-like protein
Exons: 3
Coding region: 1-1146 (381 amino acids)
Biological process (GO): amino acid catabolic process; D-galactonate catabolic process
Molecular function (GO): galactonate dehydratase activity
Source: RefSeq, a predicted model, not a curated record